GAGCUGUUGUCAAUAUGUAUGACACUUGAAUGGUCUUAGUUUGCAAAUAGAUGAUAAGAAACCAGUGCUUAAAAUUCAUUGCACCCCAACUUAUAUCUUCACACUUAGCUCUUCAUUUUAUCCCACCCUUCCUCACUUUUUUCAAAACCCAGUGGUUAAUAAUAAGCAAUGGCUGCAACUUUAUCUGGUAUUAGCCUUUCGACUCCAGGAUUCUUGGCCAAGGCCAUAGAAGCACCAACCGUCAAGUCCCCGUGGCUGAAACUCAGCCAGCCAUGGAAAAAAUCCACUCAGUUUAGUGCAGGCCGGAUGAUACUGAGACCCGUGGCAGCAAAACCUGCAGACCUGUCUGACAAGGUGGCUGAGAGCAUCAAGGAAGCAGAGGAGGCUUGUGCAGGGGACCCUGUGAGCGGAGAAUGUGUAGCUGCGUGGGACGAGGUUGAGGAGUUGAGCGCAGCAGCUAGCCAUGCCAAGGACAAGAAGAAAGACAGUGACCCCUUGGAGGAGUACUGCAAGGAAAACCCUGAGACUCAGGAGUGCCGCACUUAUGAUGAUUGAUUUUACGGAGCUGUCCAAUCUGUGGAAGCAUAUAUAUCCUGGUGCCAACUUUUUAUAAGAAUCUGAUUAUCAUUAGAUGCUUUGAGUGAAUUUUUAUCUAUGUUAGUCGUUGUUGGUGUUUGGGUUUAUGAAUCAUAGCCUGGCUUGUAAAUCUGAAAUUUACACGGAUAUACUUGAAAGCCUACAUACUGUAUGAAAUCAGUAGUAAUAUUUACUCACUAUUAUAAAUAUACAUGGAGUAUCAUUCUUGAUUCA
This is a messenger RNA of Daucus carota subsp. sativus, 810 nucleotides long. Its product is annotated as calvin cycle protein CP12-2, chloroplastic. Gene Ontology annotation, biological process: negative regulation of reductive pentose-phosphate cycle. Bases 169 to 555 code for a protein of 128 amino acids. The transcript has a single exon. Lineage: Eukaryota; Viridiplantae; Streptophyta; Magnoliopsida; Apiales; Apiaceae. Gene Ontology annotation, cellular component: chloroplast. The record is from RefSeq and is a predicted model, not a curated record.